This is a messenger RNA of Clarias gariepinus (North African catfish), 2447 nucleotides long. RefSeq names its product zinc finger CCCH-type containing 10 (gene zc3h10). Gene Ontology annotation, molecular function: metal ion binding. The transcript is spliced from 3 exons. The coding region runs from base 334 to 2004 and encodes 556 amino acids. Lineage: Eukaryota; Metazoa; Chordata; Actinopteri; Siluriformes; Clariidae. The record is from RefSeq and is a predicted model, not a curated record.
CGAAACUACGCAGACAUGCCGGCGGUCCUGAGUGUGAACACAUCCGCUAUACCGCUCGAGCAGCCGGAAGUUGUAGCCUGGUCAGUUAUAGCGUGUGAAAUCGUCGUAAAUAAACAAACAUUUUGAAUUGUGGAGAAGAAGUUGUGCAGAUGGACUUGCUUUCAGGCGGCUAGAAAUCUCUGCAAAUGCCGGUACCACGCUGGAUUUGCAGAUUGCAACAGAAGUCUGACCAGGGUACCUUUAUUUAAAUCCUCAGGCCUUGAACAGUAGUCAAGCCUAUGUUUGCUGGCCCACACAUGAGCACGGGCUACCUUUUUGACUGCGCUGAGCGCCAUGCCUGACCGGGAUAGCGCUUACCUAGUAGGUGGUGGUGGGGGAGGCAGUGGAGGGGGUGCUAGUACGGGGGUAGGGGAGGAAGUAGCCUCUGGGUCUAGUUUGACUGGGGGUGCAGACGGUCGAGGGGGAGUUGGGGGAAGCUCAACAGGGGGAAACAGUGGUUCUGGGACCAUGGGAUGCAGUGGUGCCCUGGGAAAUGGCCACAACUGCAAUGGAGCCGGUGGCAGUUUUGCAUCUGGCUUGCCAUCAGAUGGUGUUUGCCGUGACUUCUUACGAAAUGUUUGUAAACGUGGAAAGCGUUGUCGUUUUCGCCACCCAGACUUCAACGAGGUGCCUGACCUUGGUGCACAGAAGAAUGAGUUUGUCUUCUGUCAUGACCACCAAAACAAAGAAUGUGUACGUGCCAACUGCCGCUUUGUGCAUGGCUCCAAGGAGGAUGAAGACUACUACAAAAAGACUGGUGAGCUGCCAUUGUGGCUACGGUGGAAAGUGGCAGCAGGCCUGGGCUUGUCGCUUACUGACCUGCCACAGAACCGUGGUGAGGCACCAAUAUGCAGAGACUUCCUGAAAGGUGAAUGUCAACGGGGCAACAAGUGCAAAUUUCGCCAUGUGCGAAAGGACCAUGAGCAUGAGGCUUCACGAUUCAGUGCAGUGGGAAUGAUGGGUGUCUCAGGUGGGGUGGGUGGAAUCAUUAAUGCAAGCAGUGGAGGAGUGACUUGUGGGGGAGUUUCAGGAUUGGUUGGAACAAAUGGAGGCAGUUUGAUGGGGAUGGGAAGCCCCAAUAUUGGAAGUUGCAGAGAUCAGGGAUUGUGUGGUGGUGGAGUAGGAGGAGGAUCCAUGGGAAGUUGUUUAUCCUUGGGAGCAGCUGGACAGCGACGCUAUGACAGGGGCCCAUGUUCCGUUUAUGAAUCACUGUUCGAGAAUGGACUGUUUGAUCCCGGGCCACUGGAGAGCCCUGUUGAUCAUGCAGUUCUUCAGCUAAAGAAAAGACGACUGGAAGGGCUGCGAUUGGCUGAUGGGACUGGGGGAGGCCACUAUGAUUUAGGGGUGCAGGCUGCUCUUUCAACUCGGCCUCUGGAGUAUCGUCUGUUAGAGGAGGAAAAUGCUUUGCUAAGGAAGCGAGUGGAAGAGCUCAAGAAACAGGUCUCCAACUUGAUGGCCACCAAUGAAGUCUUGCUGGAGCAGAAUGCUCAGUUCCGGAGCCAGGCAAAGGUCAUGACCUUGUCAUCAACACCCACACCAUCAGAACAGAGUCUGGCCCCGCCUGUCGGUUCUGUGAGCUCCUAUAACCAUGGCAUCGCACAGACUCGCACAACUUUGAGCAGUGCUGGACUACAGCCACGUGCUGUAACCCAGCAGGAACUGGUGGCACCUGCCGGGGCUCCUGCAGGUGCACCCCAAGCCAAUUCUGCACCCCCACCUGCUGCACCUCCACCUCCUCCCCCCCAUAUGAAUCCGGAGAUCACUCCACUCUCAGCUGCCCUCGCCCAGACCAUUGCACAAAGUUUGGCCCCGCCUGUUUCAAUGGCACCUGUUGCAGCUUCUGUGGCCCCAGUUGUGUCCAUGGCACAGCCACUGGCGGGUAUCACCAUGAGUCAUGCCACCACGCCAAUGGUAACAUACCCAAUUGCCAGUCAGAGUAUGAGGAUCACCACCAUGCCACAUUAACAAAUUAAAUGCAAUAAUUUACUUUUUUAUCGUUUUUCACCCACAAAGCUGUGGUGCAGUUUUACAAAAAACAAGUACCAUAUAUAAUCUGUGUUGACAUUUCAGAAAUGGCAAAAAUAACACCAGCAUCUUGUGGAUGCUCCAAGCAAAUAUUUUUUUACGAAUCUUUCAGGCUUAUUAAAAAACCUGAGCAGUUUCUUAUAUUGCAUACAGUUUUUGACACAGACCUAAUUAUGUGUAUGUGCUAAAUGCACAUAUUUCUACAUUUUGAAUGGACAUGGACUUUUUGUCUGGGAGAAAAAGAGCUUUGGCUUCUUAGGAUGUUGUAAAUCUGUUAAUUCUUAGCUUGGAUCACUUGUUUUGUUGAUUUUGCUCUGUGAGAUGUCAUUCUUGAGUUUGAUCACAAGCAGAAUAAAGGAUCAACCUGUACCUGUAACCUGUGG